AGGGAGAGAACGAGGAUUAGAGGACUCGAUCGUUUAAUAAAUAAAAAUCUCUCUCUCCUCCUCUCUUAUCUCUUUCUCUCUCUCUCUCUAUUAAAAAAAAAUACUAAUAAAUCUAGGGUUUCGUUUGUUGCUCUGGGAUAUCGACCUACAGAGGAAUCAAAUCUCUGCAAGAUCGAUUUUUGAUUGCGUUUCUCAUCUCAGAUCUCUUCGCCGAAGAAAACCCAUCAAUUUUUUUCGAUAAAAUUAGGUCUUUCGGUUUCUAGAUGUUUGCAAAUCCUUCUAGCUCUAUUGAUUUCAGUAGUCUUUCUUCGAAGAAUUUGAAUUGUUAAGGAUGGGGGAGAUAGACGGCGUGUCUAGGGUUUCAGAAAGCCCUAAUAUUGCGUCGGGUAAUGCUGUAUUUGAUGCGUCACAAUAUGAAUUUUUCGGUAAGGAUGUCCUAGAGGAGGUUGAAUUAGGGGGAUUAGAAGAUGAUGGUGAUGAUACCGGGUUGGUUGAGAAUGGCGAUAAGGAAUAUCCAUUUUUUGCAAUUAAAGAAGAAAAAGAAGAGGGUGAAGGUAUUGGGCUAUUAUCAGAAGUUGAUGAUCUUUCAAGAACUUUCUCAAAGUUAAACAGAACUGUCAGUGAGCCACAAGGCAUCAGGAAUGUUCAUGGUAGAGGAUCAUUUUCCAGAGAGGGUUCUCUGAAUGUAGAGGUGAAGCAGGAACCAGACUUCUCAAAUUGGGCUGAUCAACGCAUGCAAAAUGCUGAAAAUGACCAUGACAGCAAGAAAUGGUCAUCCCAGCCGUACCCUUUUCCACCUGAGUCAAAGCCAUUGUACAGAACUUCCUCAUACCCUCAACAGCCUCAUACCCUCAACAGCCACAUCCUCAUUUACAGCAAAACAUUGUCACUGAGCCUGUUCCCAUUCCCAGAUCAUCCUCUUUCACUUCCUACCCUCCACAGGCUGGACCUCCUAUUCCCUUUUCUUCUCCAAACCUAUCCCAUUUCUCUCCCCCACAUCAUUUUGCCUGGACUACCUCAUGGUCUCCACUUAAUGGGUGGAAAUAUGCCUCAAUUUGGCCCUCCAGCCCAUCACAUAAAUGCCCGUCAACCAAGUCCAAAUCACUGGCCAAGCCAAGAUGGGCUAAUUCAAGGAAUGCAUAACUCUAAUGGGUUAAUGCAUCCUAGAUUGCAUCAAGUUCAGCCUUCUCCACCUCAUUUCUCAAAUCUGCAGUCUCAGAUGUAUGGUCCUCACCCUCCGAUGCUCGGGAUGCCAGAAUUGAGAGAGCAGAGGCUCAGACCACCACUGCAAAUGCAAAGGGGAAGACAGAACCCAAGAUUGCCACACCAGGGUUAUGAUGAUUCUGGAUGGCCACGAUUUCGUUCAAAGUAUAUGUCAGCAGAGGAGAUCGAUAGUAUCGUAAGAAUCCAGCAUGCUGCAACUCACAGCAACGACCCUUAUGUUGAAGACUACUAUCAUCAAGCCUGUUUGGCAAAGAAAUCGUCCAACUCGAACUCAAGGACGCGGCACCAUUUUUGCCCUGCUUCCAUUAGGGACCAUCCCUCUCACACUAAGACCAAUUUAGAACCUCAUGCUUAUCUUAAAGUCGAUGCCCUUGGUCGUCUUCCCUUCUCUUCCAUUCGCCGACCUCGCCCUCUUCUUGAAGUUGAUCCUCCUUCCAAUUCUAGCGAUGAAAUUCUAAGCCAGAAAUCUGCUACCAGGCCUUUGGAUCAAGAGCCGAUGUUGGCAGCGAGGAUCACCAUUGAGGAUGGCAUCUGCCUUCUUCUUGACGUCGAUGAUAUUGACCGCUUAUUACAGUUUGGUCUGCUGCAAGAUGGUGGGAUCCAGUUGAGGCAGAGGAGGCAGGGACUCUUAGAGGGGUUAGCUGCAUCACUUCAGCUAGUUGAUCCUCUUGGUCCUGGUAUUGCACCAAAUGAUGAUCUUGUGUUUCUGCGCAUUGUUUCUCUUCCAAAAGGACGGAAGCUUCUCUCUCGUUUUUUUACACUUCUUUAUCCUGGAGAUGACUUGGCUCGAAUUGUUUCCAUGGCUGUAUUUCGCCACCUGAGGUUUUUAUUCGGUGAGAUGCCAUUGGAUACUACUGCAGUGAAAACAACUACAGAUCUCAUGCUUACAGUGGCUUCAAUUGUUCGUAGAAUGGAGUUGGGCUCACUUAGUGCUUGCCUUGCUGCGAUUGUUUGCUCAUCAGAGCAGCCACCCCUUCGUCCAAUUGGAAGUUCAGCUGGUGAUGGUGCAUCUGUUGUUGUCAAAUCUGUUCUUGAUAGAGCCACAGAACUUCUAACUGAUCAAAAUGCUGCACCCAACUAUAGCAUUAGGAAUCUAUGGCAGGAAUCAUUCAAUGCUUUUUUUGGAUUGCUCAUGAAGUACUGUAUAAGUAAAUAUGAAGGAAUAAUGGAGUCGUUGGUUUUGGGGGCACCAAAUGCUGCAGCAUCUACUAUUGGGCCAGAAGUUGCAAGGGCUAUAAGCCAGGAGAUGCCUAUGGAGUUAUUAAGGGCGAGUUUGCCUCAUACAGACGAGAACCAGAAAAAGCUUUUGCUCGAGUUUGCUCAGAGAUCAAUGCCAGUUACUGGACCGACUAGUUAAGGCUAAUCUCAAACGGAGAUCAUGAAUGCAGUAUGGGUGCUUUUGCUUAAUCCCACUGUCACGAUGCAAAGAACACAGGUCAAUUUAAUCGUCUAUGCAUAUUUUAUCCAUUUUUACAGGCUUAAAUUUUACAUUACCUGGCUUAUAUGGGUAAUUUUUAGUAUUGUAGUGGAGUUUCACCUAGAAGUUUCUCUUCUUGGGGAGCCUAAUUUUUAUUCGCUCUGAAAUUGGAACUCCAGGUAAAAUCUAGUAGGGGUAGGAUUUGUACAGGUUCAGUUACUGGAAACCUCCCUUUUUUUCUGCUGUUUUUAUCGAGGAUUGGGGAAUUGGGGGGUUUCUCUUGGUUUUUGAGGAGAGAGUUGGUUGCGUCGAACCUGCUGUUUUCAAACGAACUUAGCAUUUCUAUGGUUUGUUUCUUUCAUUGUUUUCUUGUUAUUUUGCCGAUUCAAAUGUAUGUUGGUGUCUGGAAAAACUGAUAAUGGUUGAAACGCUCAACACUAUAUGAUGUUACAUGUUUUUGUAUUCUCUGUUGUGACUUUGAGACUCUUUCUAAUUGUUUAGGAUCACUUUGAUCUACAAAUGUACUUAAAAGGUUUCUUCUGUGUUUGCGGAGUUCCUAUUUGUUUUUAAGA
Messenger RNA from Asparagus officinalis (garden asparagus), 3213 nucleotides. RefSeq names its product protein PAT1 homolog 1-like. Lineage: Eukaryota; Viridiplantae; Streptophyta; Magnoliopsida; Asparagales; Asparagaceae. Gene Ontology annotation, biological process: P-body assembly; deadenylation-dependent decapping of nuclear-transcribed mRNA. The record is from RefSeq and is a predicted model, not a curated record. Gene Ontology annotation, molecular function: RNA binding. Gene Ontology annotation, cellular component: P-body.